Messenger RNA from Sebastes umbrosus (honeycomb rockfish), 2012 nucleotides. RefSeq names its product B-cell receptor-associated protein 29-like. Gene Ontology annotation, cellular component: endoplasmic reticulum; endoplasmic reticulum membrane. Bases 163 to 876 code for a protein of 237 amino acids. The transcript has 8 exons. NCBI's taxonomy places the organism in Eukaryota, Metazoa, Chordata, Actinopteri, Perciformes, Sebastidae. The record is from RefSeq and is a predicted model, not a curated record. Gene Ontology annotation, biological process: intracellular protein transport; endoplasmic reticulum to Golgi vesicle-mediated transport.
AAUAAUAAGACCGGAAGCUAGCGAGCUGUCUGGAACACGAACAGGAAGAGGAAGAAGCUUACAAACUUUUCUCUGGUUGAUUUAGAAGUUAGCGGAAGUUACUCUCUUUUAAUCAGCGUUUAUUGGUGAUUUGCUGGUUUUCUUCAAAGGCCAUCACUCAAGAUGGGGCUGCAGUGGACUGUUGUGGCCGUCUUUCUCUACAUGGAGAUGGGCAUUCUUCUCAUCCUCUGUUUACCCUUCAUCUCACCCAAGAGGUGGCGGAGUAUUUUCCAACUGAGGAUCUGGAGCUGGAUGUCGAGGUUCUGGAACAAAGUGUUUAUCACAAUGAUCAUAAUACUCAUCGUUCUCUUCCUUGAUGCCGUGCGUGAGGUGAGGAAAUAUUCAGCUAAAGAACAUGGCACAGAUGUCAAGCUACAACCCAACAUGUACGAUCACCUGCACAUGAAGCUUUUCAGAGCCCAAAGAAACCUCUACAUCUCUGGCUUCGCUGUCUUCCUGUGGUUGGUCAUGAAGCGAGUGAUCACCAUGAUUAACCGACUGGCAGGAGCAGAUGACUACACGUCUGAUCUUCAGAAGCAGAUAAACAGUGCGAACAAGUUUUCCAAGGAGCAGAUGGAGGACAAUGAGCUGCUGAGACAGACUCUGAUGCAAGGGAAUGGCGAUAAGGCUACCUCAGAGGGAAUGGAGCUGUUGAGAAAGGAAGUUGAGAAACUGAAAGGAGAAGUGAAGGCUUCAGGAGAUGCCCUGGAGAAUUCCCAGUCAGAGGCAGAUGUAAUGAAGAAGCACAUGGAGGGCAUCACCAGGGAGUACGACCGACUGCUGAAAGAACAUCAGGAGCUCCAGAAUCUUCAAGAUGGAAACAAAAAGGACGACUAGUUAAUGUAAAAUUCUUAAAGGUUGAAGUGUUUACACAGCAAAUAAGUCACUGCAACACGCGUUUUACCUUCAUAUAACACCUUGGGCACAUCACAAAACUAGUAUUGGCUCCUUUUGAGAUACAGACCUGCCGAUAUCCGUAAUGGUUUUAAAAGCAUGGAAGUGAAUUUUCAUAAGGGCAUCAGACUGACUAAAGUGGAAUGAGUAAUAUUUGGUAGUUUCUUGUUUCUGCCUUGCGCAGUGUGACUUACAUCAUUGCUUUUCAAGUGCACACGAUCCGGCAGAUUAAUUGUGCAAGGGAAUUGGGUAGAGUUCAGUCAGUAAUCAACCCAGGUCUGAUCACGGAGCACGUAAUAUGUUAAAGAAAUAUGCGUGUUGCUUUAUGGUUUGCGUCAUUGUUUUUAGGCAGGUGCACAGUGUGGAGUGCUAGAGCAGUGACAGCUAUGAAUGUAUUUUGAUACGUAUUCCUGUAUGGAGCAGGAGCACCUGCUGCACCCACUUUGAGCUUAGCAACAGUAUGCAAAUCCGUCAGCGCUUGCAUGGCUGUGCACAUAUAUUUGCAUGUACAGUUGCACUUCACACAUUUUUGUUGUAUUCCAGCUGAUGAUCUGUACUUUUUUUUAACCUAGGUAGUGGUGCAUAAGUUUUGUUUUCUUUUGGUUUCUUCCUUAGUUUGAACUUGUAAAUGUUGAAAAAAAAGACAUAAUGGAUCUGUGGAUAUCGAUAAAACUGAAUCUGUAGGGAUAGAAAAUUGGAUUCAACCAUUUAUGAUCUUACUUUUGGUUUAAAUGUCUUUACUCAAAACUUUAAAGGUCAAAAUUCUUGUUUAUUUGCUGCACUGUGUUUCAGGCGUUUGAGUUAGUGUGAGAGUUGAACUGGGAGUUGUAUUGUAUGCGUCGGGAAAAGGGUCUGUAUGAUGUUUGUGAAAGAGCAGCUUAGACUGUAAUCACCAGAUGUUUAAAUGUUCCCCAAUUAUUUUUUUAAUCAGGUUAUUGGGUUUACCAAAGUUACUUUUCAUGUGAUAUAGUUGCAAAAAAAAAAUCCCUCUUCAUGACAUUUGUGAAGACAGAAAUCAGAUGGAAGUGCCUUUUAGAUGGAUGUAGUACAUUUUGUUUAAUAAAAGAUACAUUUCUUUA